AUGAGUUUAACGCUCGUUUUGGGAAUUUUAAUAUGCUCAACAAGCGCCUGGGGACAAUGGCGAACAAAUCAGAGAAAGCAUGAACUCUCCUUACUCCCUGAAUCAUCAACACUUCGAUUAUGUCGAGAUUUCACCAACCGCACGAGAUUCCAAGAAAUUUUGAACCCUAUAAUGGUGACACGAGUUGUAGACACACCCUCACAUAGGGCUGUCGGAGACUAUCUUGCGAAUUUCAUGACAAAAUUAGGAUUUGCGAUAGAAUGGGAUGCUUUCCAAGACACCACACCUUUCGGAAAGCGCAAUUUUAGAAAUUUAAUUGCUACUAGCGACGAACAUGCCCCUCGACGAUUGGUUCUCGCAUGUCAUUAUGAUUCGAUUAUUAUUCCUGGCCAGCCUAUGAUUGCUGCGACAGAUUCCGCUGUUCCGUGUGCAAUGAUGCUCGAUACUGCGGAGAAAUUGGCUCCUUAUAUGUAUAAAAGAGUAGCUCAAAAUGUUGCACUUCAACUCAUAUUUUUCGACGGUGAAGAGGCUUUCAGACAGUGGACAUCAACAGAUUCUUUAUAUGGAUCGAGGCAUUUGGCUUCCAAAUGGGAGCAAAAAUGGUAUCCGUCCUCGAGUAGUGCUAAUAAUUUCGAGCUCAGCAAGGAAAUUGAUAGAAUCGACGUGAUGGUGCUUUUGGAUCUUCUCGGAGCAGCAAAUCCAACAAUCAGCAACACAAUCGGCAUGGGAGCCACUGAACUGUUCAGUCAGCUCGCAGAUGUUGAAACCAACAUGCGAUCUCUUGGAUGUCUUGGAGCUGUUCGAAGAAACGUGUUCAACAAGAAUCUUUCGUUUAACCAAAUUGAAGACGACCACAUACCAUUUUUGAAGAGGGGUGUGCCCAUUCUUCAUCUCAUCACUGUUCCGUUUCCUUCGGUUUGGCAUAAGAUCAGCGACAAUGCUAAUGCACUUCAUUGGCCAACUAUUGAUCAUAUCACAGCAGUUGUUCGAGUGUUCGUUGCUAAAUAUCUGGGAAUUGCACCUGCAUAA
Molecule: messenger RNA, 1029 nt
Organism: Caenorhabditis bovis
Lineage: Eukaryota; Metazoa; Nematoda; Chromadorea; Rhabditida; Rhabditidae
Source: the annotation of a GenBank genome assembly